AUGGCAAAGCAGAGAGAGUGCGCAACCCGCCGAAAAGUUGAGAGAACUAAAAGCGAUAUAGACAUUGAGGAAAGAAAGAGAAAGGAAGAAAUAAAGAAAAACAGACAUACAGACACGUGGAAUAAAAGAGCUGAAAUCAGAGACCAGAGAAGAGCGUUAAGAGCAGAAAUACUCAAAAGAGACGAAGAGACACAAAAGGUGCUCACAGCAAAUAGAAGUGCCCGAAUGGCCCUUAGAAAAAAGAAAAAAAUGCUUAGAGACUUAUACAAAGAUAAAGAAUAAAUAGACUAAUAUAGCAGAAGAAUAAAACAUAUGAACAAAUGUGUGAUAAUUAUUAAAUUAAGCAUAGAGGAUAGCGGAGUAUCCGGCA
Nematocida parisii ERTm1 is the source of this 370-nucleotide messenger RNA. RefSeq lists its product as uncharacterized. The record is from RefSeq and is a predicted model, not a curated record. NCBI's taxonomy places the organism in Eukaryota, Fungi, Microsporidia. The transcript has a single exon. The coding region runs from base 1 to 282 and encodes 93 amino acids.